ACUCCCUUUAAGAGACGUUUGCCGUGACACUUGCGUCUUUUUUUCUUUUCUCGAUCGCGCGUAAAUGGAUUUAGGCUGCAAUUAUCGAUCAGCUGUUCGAGGUAAACUUUAGGGUAUCGUAUUUAUUAAUAUAGCACGUAUUUGAACAAUUUACGUCGGCCGAGAUAGCCAAUGGGAGGGGGCAAGGAAAAAGGCUGUCUAUAAUAAAGUGUGAUGUAGCUAAAAAAGAGGUAGGAGAGGGAGACUGUUCGGCCGAACAUACAUUCCCUUUAAAUAUUAAGUGGGACAUAGCAGUGAGGGAGGUAUACAGAAGGGAGUGAAAAGGAGAAAUUGAAAAAAAAGGAGGAAGAAACAGAGAGGGAGGGAAAGAUAAAGGGGGGUGAAAAAAAAGAAAGAUGACACCUAUAUCGCCGAACACCCAAGGCGGGACGACGGGCUACCGCUGGGUGGAGGCGCUCUAGCCGAGGCCAGGACUGAACGCAACUCCGAGGCUUCGAUAAACACCCGCUUUGGCCUAUAGGAAAAAAUAAUUCUGAACAGCAAAAAAUAUGUAGUUAUUAAUUCAAUACACUGUUUUAAAAUAGUACUGUAUCUACCUUAGUACAACACGCACGGAGGAUACUUUUAACCACUAGUAAUCACAUCUUGCAUGGUAAUUGGGAGCAUUGAUAGCGUGCUAUUAGCGCAUAGCGAAGUAGUAGUUACUGCUGUGAUUACAGCUGCACAAAAAUACAUUUUCAACCCUUAGGUUGCUGUUAAAACAGCAAUUGUGAUUUAGCAUUUAAUCGCUUAAUUGGCUAUCGUGUUAGCCAGCUAACUACAUAACUAGCCUUUAAAAUACUAAAUGUGUUUACAGAAAUAUACGUGCAUAACUAAACUUACUGUAAUAUCUACGGUUUCGUAUUGAAUAACCUAAGAAUGACAGGUUCGCCAAAUAGGUAGCCAGCUAUAUUUUGUCCAGUGGAUGUUUGCAACUUAUUUUGCGUUUCAGCUCCCAAAUGAAAUGGCAUCCUGCCCUCUUUCUGUUAUAAUCUCAAGCGAUCGUAGACACUAGUGAUUUAAAUACACGUAAAGACUUAAUUUUGUUCUUCGUCGAGGUGCAAAAUGGAUGCUGCUUGGAGCAAUUUUCUAUUUCAGACUACGCCAACCCAAAGUCAAGUUGAAGCAACUCUCCAAUCCGAUCUCCUCCCAGGUCUUGCAGGCUCAACCCAAAACGCACCUACAGAGCACAUAGGGUUACCGCCUUCGACCGUCGACACCGCGGCCCUAAAUGAAGAGCCUUUACCGUUACCUGUGAAACAUGUGUCUCGGCCGGUUCGUGCCGCCCACAUCUGCUCCUUGUGCAACAAGCAGUUUAAAAACAGCUACAACCUGCGGCGUCACCAAUCAGUCCACACAGGAAUUCGUAUGAAGGACAGAGCAGCCAGGGACAGGGAGGAGGGCAUCAAAGGUGGAGCACCGACUACAGCGGAGGGCAGAGUGGAGAGGCAGCCAGUUCCCCUUUCCCUGCUGCACCUCUCUGUUCCGCUUCCACCCCCAGCUGCAUCGGUGGUUCACCCGCCCUCUCUCAGUAACCAGGAUGGCGAGGCGGUUGCCAUGUCGGUUAGCGUCGCCAACGUUGCCAUGGCGAGCCCCCCGCCUCCUGCUGCUGUGGUGGUGGCUGGAGCAGCGUUACAGCGCUCCGCAAAUGCCAGCCAGAAUCCAGUGCGCAAAAACCACGCGUGUGAAGCCUGUGGAAAGGCCUUCCGAGACGUCUACCACCUGAACCGGCAUCGACUGUCUCACUCAGACGAGAAGCCGUACUCCUGCCCCAUCUGUCAGCAGCGCUUCAAGAGGAAGGACCGCAUGAGCUACCAUGUGCGCUCACACCAGGGAGGGGUGGAGAAGCCCUAUGUCUGUCCCCACUGCGCCAAAGGCUUCUCACGGCCUGACCAUCUCAACAGCCAUGUUAGGCAAGUUCACUCUACAGAGAGACCUUUUAAGUGUGAGACAUGCGAGUCUGCAUUUGCCACACGGGAUCGGCUGCGAGCUCACAUGAUCCGGCAUGAGGAGAAAGUGCCAUGUCACAUCUGUGGCAAGCUGCUGUCUGCAGCUUACAUCAGCGAUCACAUGAGGGUCCACAACCAGUCACAGCACCACUCCUGUCACCUGUGCAAUCGCAGUUUCACCACUCUUACCUACUUGCGCAUCCAUGCCCAGAAGCAUCACGGCCAGGAGUGGAAGGAGAGUGGGGGCCAGAGGGGUGUAUUUGGGGGCACGGGGCCCGGAGGUGUGCUUGUGUGCCAGCUCUGCGGGGUGCACUGCAAGACGCCCAUCCAGCUGCAAGGCCACAUGGGGACUCACAAUAACGUGCAGAGCGGCAACAGCCCCGCCACCACCACCAGCUCCACCGCCUCCUCCAGCAUCUCGGCCGCCGUCUCCCUGGGCAGCGUGGUGUCCGCCUCCAGCGUGUUCGUCAGCGCCAACUCCGACGUGGGACUGCUCGUUUCGGACUGUUCCGGCAUAGCAGCCCAGUCCCACAGCUAGCGGGGGGGUGAAGUGAUGCAGAGAGGAGAGCCAAAAUGAGAAGCGGGGGUCACUAGAGCAUGUCAGGGAGGGGGGGUAUCUUUUUCUUUCUCGUAUUUCUGUGUUGCUGUAUCUGGUCGCCUCAUUGUGCUGUUACUGUUUGUACCAUCUGUAAAUGUCCUUCUGCCGGCACGCGGAGUGCAGCCACCUGCUUUCUCUUAUAUUUGGCUAUAGUACAAUGUCCAGUCUGAGUUUCUAAAAGCGUUCUGUCUUUAGUUUGUUGCCGUCAUUUGAUCCUGAUGCUCCCUUGAUUUUUGUGGACGUGUGUAAAGAUGAGUAGUCAGCUGUGGGCACUGCUGCCCCCCCCCCCUCCAGCAAAGUGUGAGGAAAAGGGUAACUGGGGGCUUACGAAAUGUCGCUCACUUGGGCAGGUUAAUCACUCUGUUGGCCGAAACCACCGUUCCAUUGGACGAUACAAUAAUGACAGUAUUAGGAUGUUGUUUGUCGGAAUGGGGCUUGUUCUCAUAGGAGAGGUAUUCAUACAGUUUUCUUGAGCAAAAUAGGAAUCUGUAGUUUAUGGAGAUUUCACAGCAUAAUUCCUUUUUGCUUGCAGCUAAGGAAUUCCAGGAAAAAAAAUUAACUAUAAUUCUAAUACAUUUUUAUGUAUUAAAUUUUUAGUGACUAGAACAUUAAUAAAGUGUUUUACUGCUGUAACCUGGAACAAUGCUUUGGCUAAUCACACCUACCCAAAAUAUUAAAUUUUACUGUAUUAUUUGUGUGUUUGUGUUGAUAAUAUACAAUUCGUAUAUAUAAAUAAUACAAGAAGGUCAGAAGUAUGAGGUACUUAUAUAGUAUGUUGAGUUGUAUAUGCCUUAAUGUGUCAUAUAUGACAUCAUUAUUGAUAUAUUUGGUGGAAAAAUGAUUGAUGAUUAUUGACGCACUCAAUCAUCCUGCUGGAAUUGACUGAAGUGCCUCUCCUUUAGGGACUUGUCCUCUGACAACAAAUCUUAAUGCCUUACUGUACAUUACUGCAUAUACAAUAUUUUACUCUGAACAAUUUUACAUUGUAGUUACAGGUUGAGAAAAAUAGCAAGAUACAUAUAUAUUUAUAUUUGUAUAUUUCUUAGUAUCAUGCUUCUAUGAACUUAGAUUAAAAAUGAACUGUUUAGUGUUUCUUAUAAUCGUAAUUAUGGAUGUUAUUUUGUCAUUUUUACAAUGUUUAAUUAGUAAAGGUCUAAAAUUUUUGUGCAUACCCUUUGACGUUUGAGCAUGACUGUGAAGUGUGACCUAUACUGUUCGUCUGUGCAGAGGCUUGUACACCACCGCCCCUACGCCUGUAAUGCUGUUGUAAAAUAAUUCUCCCGUCACUGUACAUACACAUGAGUAGCAUCAAUAAUAAUGCCAUUUACUUACACUAA
Paramormyrops kingsleyae is the source of this 3923-nucleotide messenger RNA. It is a transcript of the gene mazb, whose product is annotated as MYC-associated zinc finger protein b (purine-binding transcription factor). Gene Ontology annotation, biological process: regulation of transcription by RNA polymerase II. The record is from RefSeq and is a predicted model, not a curated record. Gene Ontology annotation, molecular function: RNA polymerase II cis-regulatory region sequence-specific DNA binding; DNA-binding transcription factor activity, RNA polymerase II-specific. Lineage: Eukaryota; Metazoa; Chordata; Actinopteri; Osteoglossiformes; Mormyridae. Gene Ontology annotation, cellular component: nucleus.